This is a messenger RNA of Protobothrops mucrosquamatus (brown spotted pit viper), 767 nucleotides long. RefSeq names its product mitochondrial ribosomal protein S11 (gene MRPS11). The transcript is spliced from 6 exons. NCBI's taxonomy places the organism in Eukaryota, Metazoa, Chordata, Lepidosauria, Squamata, Viperidae. The record is from RefSeq and is a predicted model, not a curated record. Bases 1 to 570 code for a protein of 189 amino acids. Gene Ontology annotation, biological process: translation; maturation of SSU-rRNA from tricistronic rRNA transcript (SSU-rRNA, 5.8S rRNA, LSU-rRNA); ribosomal small subunit assembly. Gene Ontology annotation, cellular component: ribosome; mitochondrial small ribosomal subunit. Gene Ontology annotation, molecular function: structural constituent of ribosome; small ribosomal subunit rRNA binding; mRNA 5'-UTR binding.
AUGCAGGCUGCGCUGGGGAUCGCCCGGCGGGGGCUCUUGGGGGGCGGCUCGGGCAUCCCCUUUCCUAGGAGUAUACAGACGGGCAUCCAGAGGUUUCAAAAAUUACUGGAAAACUCAGACUCGGCAACAGACAAAGAGCUAGAUUCCACACAGUCAAAGGGCUUCAGCUAUCUCCCUCCAGCACCGGGAGCAGAAAGCUCCAUGCACUGGGAUGGAAAGAAGUUUGACGAAAUUCCAAUAGUUCAUAUCAAAGCUACUUACAAUAACACUCACAUCCAGGUUUUCACAGCUGAGAAAGUCCCUCUGGUCUUACUAACCUGUGGCUACAUGGGGUUCAAGAACGCAAAGAAAUCCACAGCUCUUGCAGCACAGACAACUGGAAUUGCAGCAGGAAACAAAGCAGCUAAAAAGGGCGUGCACCACGUACGAGUUGUUGUGAAAGGCCUGGGACCUGGGCGGUUGGCCGCCAUCCAGGGCUUAGCCUUAGGGGGGCUGGAAGUGAUCUCCAUCACGGACAACACUCCGGUACCGCACAACGGCUGCCGUCCUCGGAAAGCGCGAAGGCUCUGAGGAAUGGAAGCAGGAGAGAGAGCGAGAGAAAGAAGAGAUUCUGACUGCUUCUCCAAUAGCUUGGGUGGCCAUCUUCAGGCAGCUGUUCAUCUUUCUGCAACUUUCAGACGAGAACUAAAGAUAGGCUUGGGGCUUUGCCCACAGGAAGGCAAGCCAGAGACUAUGUUGAUAAAGUGUGAAUGUUAAAAAAAAAAAAA